ACCUCUUUCUUUACCCGGAAGAAACUGUAGCUGUUACUGGAGACCGAAGAUGUUUGAACUAGUAGGCAUGUCUUCUGAUGACUGUUCAGUUGAAAGUAUUGGACAGCUUCCUCCAGACUUGUUUGCAGAAUCAUGCCAACAGAUUAUGAUGCACUUGCAAGGACAGAUCCCUGGUGUAGACACAGCUGAGCUCUGUGAGAGAUUUCAAAAAGCUGGUGUCCAAUUAAACUUGGAGGCUGUUGAGAAGAUAGUAAACAUCGUUUUGUUUCUUUUCAGAACAGCAAUAAAAAGUAAUUGGACUGCAGGGCAACUAGUCACCAAGCUGGCUGAAGGGAGCAGCAAAUGGUCAAAGCCAGCUUUGCAGGUUAUUCAGCGAAUCUGGAAUGAACAGGGCAAACUCCUCCAUUCACAGGAGGAUCCCAGCCGCAUGAUAACAGUUGGUCAGCUGGUAGAUUUCCAAUGGAAGCUGGCCAUGGCAAUUAGUUCUGACACCUGUAGGUCUCUGAGUUAUCCUUACAUCUCCAUGACAUUAAAAGUGGCCAAUUCCUCUGGGCAGAUAACCAGCAAAUCUUUUGAAAUGACUAUGCCUCAAUUUCAGAAUUUCUUCAAACAGUUCAAGGAAAUGGCAGCUGUUCUAGAAACAAUUUAAUGUUCAUAUUAAUUGUACCUUAUUCAUAAUGUUCCUCCAACAAAUAAUUAUUAAUGAUAAUAUUUACACUGGUGGUGGGAGUCAGUUUUGUUUGCUGGCUGUGCUUUGAGAGAUGCAGUGGGAGACUACUUGGUCCUAUUCAUGAAACAUCAACUCAAGUUGGGAGAUAAAAGGACUGCGUAGUAAACUGUCGGCUGUUUCUAAACAGUGUGGAUGUGGUCUUAUAACCUCCCCUCCACAGUUCCAGACGUGAAAAUACUUUCUAAACUAGCAAAUAAAUACUGUGCAACUAAGAAAGCAACUAAUCCUAGACCUGCCACUGACUAAAUAAUAAAUAAUAAUAAUUAUUAUUGUUGUUGUUAUUAUUAUUAUUAUUUCAGGACUAUUUUCCUUAAACUUCUCAGCGGAAAGGUACCCAACAAAUUGUUAACUUAAUGUUAAAUCUAGGUUUUAAUAUGUUGUUUUAAUAAAAAUAAUAAUAAAAAAAUUAAUU
Molecule: messenger RNA, 1142 nt
Organism: Polyodon spathula (Mississippi paddlefish)
Lineage: Eukaryota; Metazoa; Chordata; Actinopteri; Acipenseriformes; Polyodontidae
Product: COMM domain-containing protein 6-like
Exons: 7
Coding region: 50-649 (199 amino acids)
Molecular function (GO): NF-kappaB binding
Source: RefSeq, a predicted model, not a curated record